Molecule: messenger RNA, 4014 nt
Organism: Leishmania major strain Friedlin
Lineage: Eukaryota; Euglenozoa; Kinetoplastea; Trypanosomatida; Trypanosomatidae
Product: ABC transporter family-like protein
Exons: 1
Coding region: 1-4014 (1337 amino acids)
Molecular function (GO): ABC-type oligopeptide transporter activity; ATP binding; ATP hydrolysis activity
Source: RefSeq, a predicted model, not a curated record
AUGGCGGAGGUGGAGGCCUGUUGCGCCGAUGUUGACGGUCAGGCUGUUGCCGUGCUCGCCCGCUACAUGGGAUGGCGAGCGGCAAAAAGGGUCGACGCGUGGUGGACGACAGCGGUGGAGGCAGACGUGCCAUCAUCGCAGCCGCCGAUAGCAUCGUCGGCGUCGUUUUCUGGAAUUGUGCCGUCCUUUGCCUUCUCAAACGAUAUAGUGCUGGAGGAAGCGCUCGAGCUCGCCUACAUGGCUGACGGCGUCCUGCGACUCGCCGAGGACCGACGGUGGCUGGAACGGUUUGUGACGAUCCUCCAAUACGUGCUACUCCGCCGCGUCUCUCUGAUAGAGGAGGCGCAGCUGUACCGGUGCCUGCGCGAGCGUGCCCUUUUUCCAUGCCACCCUGCGACACACAAGCGCAAGGGGGCCGUCCAGGGAGAUCGAGGAACGCAGCGCAGCACGUGGGCUGCGGCGUGGCGAGUGCACCACCGUCCCACGUGGUUGGCACCACUCUCCGGCGGUGCCCGGUUUCUCUGCCUACCGCUUAGUUACUUCCCAGUGGAGGCCGUGCUGCCCUACGUCGCGUGCGAGACGUGGCUUAGCGACCGUCUGCUGAGCACAAUGCUGCCCCGGUGGGAGCGACUUUGCGUGCGCUCGUUGCAGCGGCUGCAGAAACUCGCGCCACCUGUACCGACACUCAAGAAUGGUGCGCGAGCGGAAAGGAUGUCCAGCAAGGUACAAUACUGGUUUCUACGCUACACCGCCCCAAUCAUGCGCACCUGUGUCGAACAGCAGCGCGCCGCCGCGCACCGCUUCUGCAUGCAGGAGCUGAGCACCGCUGCCGGCUAUGACAACGCUGCUUCGAGUGACCUUCCCCGUGGCUCUCUUGCGCUCUUGUGGCGAUGUCUGAGAAGCAUGUGCACGUGCUCGGCAUCAGCAGCGUCUACUUCAGCGGACAGUGCCGUGCCGAAUAAGGACACAUCUAGACUUGUGCGCCGCGUGCUGAUUCUUCGUGCUGUCUCCCAGGCUGUCACCGUCACCUUGCAGGUGUGCUGCCCUCGCCUCACCGUCCGCUACGUCACGGAACUGAUGGUUGCUGGCUACUGCGCGCAGAGAGAGCGCAGCUCAUCAUCUCCAAAGCUCACCACCACCACCACCGACGCAGCGGCAGCGUCGCCUGUAGACACGCUGCUGAGCUCCAUGGCUGCUGAAAUGGGAUGGGCACUGGUAGCGGGCGUAGCAGAGGCGCUACUGACACGCUUCACAGGCAUCACUGGCCACCAGUUGUCGUUGCUGCUCGCCGACGCUGCUACGCGACGAGUUGAGCAAGAGCUGCUUUGCGUCGACGAAGCCUUCUACUGUCGCUGGCUCCGCGGCGUACCUGGUGAGGCAGACAGUGUGGAAGCUACCGGCGUGGCAGCAUCGCCCGGUAGGCGGGUGCCCCCUGUUGGCAUGCUGCCAGCGCGCCCCCUCGUCACAGCCGACGAUGUCCUCGCAACGGGGCGGCGUGGUGGCGAGCGAAUGUUCGCCUUGCAUGACGCUGUCGUGAAGCGGUCACUGCGGUAUGCCGCACUUAUCGCUCGCGCGGCCGUCACGCGAGAGUGGCGGCCACUAGUUGGUGCGGCUGUGACGGCCUGGGUGAAUGUGCCGGCGCUGCUCUCUUCCUUCUCUGUUGCGGUGGGCUACUCGACCCCAUCAGAUCUCGCGCGGUUGCUAUCGCGAAGGGAGGAGAGCCUGCCAAGCAGGAGCCCCGUCGGCCUACGGCUGCUGCUUGAGGUUCUUGUGGACGAGGAGAGUGACACGACAGCACCACCGGACACACAGCAGCGACGCCGACGGCGGCUGCGGAAUCCUUACUUGGCGCUCGUCGCGUGCUCGAGUGUUUGGACGUUCGAGCACCUGCUGGCUGACACAAAACGGAGCGUGGCGAACCUCUGCGCCCACGUGUGCCAGCUAAAGGCCGUGUACGCCGCCGUUGCCGUGUAUCCGUACGCUGUUUCAUCGGUGAGGCACGACACGACGGCAGCAGACGUCAUCGCCGCUAUGCAGGAGGAUGUGCGUUGCGUGCUGUACUACAGCGUCUACCAGAUGGAGCACACAUGCAGGAAACGGUGUGGCGGCGCUGUUGCAGCGUCGCCGCUGCUCCAUCCGCUUCUGGACCCCGAGGAGACGGCGCUGCUUCAGCAGCCGAGCGCGCUCUCCUACCUCCCUGCGCAUGUGGACUACUUCGAUCUGUUCUCUCUACCGUACCGCUUUGUUCUGCGGCAGUUGGGGCUGGAGAUGGUGUUUGCUUACCGGACUGCAGCAGGCAUGCAGCAGGAGUCGCAGCAGAUGGCCGAGGAAUGGUGGGCGCAGGCGCUCUUCAACAGCACCUUCAACCCCCUCACGUCGGCACUGCACGAGGUUCUCCAGCUCACUGCAUCCUGUGCAACCGUGCUGCUCCUCUGCUUGCAGCUUGUGGACGGGAUGUGGGUGGUGUGUCCACUCCCGUUGUCUGUUCUGCUCCGACAAGCGCACGCGGUGCAAUUCUACCGCGAUCUGCUGCGCAGUGGUGUUGCAGUGCAGCGCCUCGAGGACGGCGUAGCUCCGUUGCAGCAGUUGUGUGAAAACCUGCCCCACGCCGUCGUGUCGGAUGCGGCAACGCUGCUGCGCUCUUCGUUGCAGGGUAAGAGCCCCUCCGCGGCACCUCUCUCCGCGCUUCAGCGGCGCCGCCGCCACUGGCGUCAGGUGCUGACUGCGAGUCGACCAGAGCUCUGCUUUGCUGCAGACGACGGCAUUGUCGGAGGCCUGCGUCUCCGCGGCGGCGUCAGCUGGCACCAUGUGUACUUCACUUACCCUCAACUGUUUGUGGCCCCCAACGCAGAAGACACAGAGCAGGAGAGUGCAAGGGACACCUGUGGUGUGCGACCCACCAUCGCCGACGCAUGCUUUGCGUGUCCGGCGGUUGGCAUGACGGCCGUGGUUGGCCCAAGUGGGGCAGGAAAGAGUUCGCUCAAUCUGCUGCUGCGGCGCCUCUACGACCCAGUCGCCGUGGUGGAGCUCGCUCACGAGGGCGGAAUUGCGCGGUCGCCUCCCGACGAGCAGCUGGGCGCUUAUGUGGACCUGAAUCGUGUGGGUGCCACCGCUGAUGCAGAGGACGUUCUUGUGGAGGUCCUGCGUCUCGCCCUCGUUGAAAGCGCACUGCCGCCGCCGUCCAACAACGUGACGCCCCACUCGCCAUCUCCCCUCAGGGCGGCUAAUGGGCAGAGAGUCACGUCACAGCCUUCGCCGACGGCCUCUGCCGCGCCGGUUACCUCACCCCGUUACCGUCUGCGAGUGCAGCCCGGCUAUAUCGCCCUUGACGGCAUUCCGCUAUCCCUUUUUGCCACCGCCUACGUGCGCCAGUGGCUCGGCUGGCUGCGGCAAACACCGCAUGUGCAGCCGCGCCAAAGCUUCUUGUCCAACGUGCGCGGCACAGCGAUGCACGUGGCGGUGUGCGACGUACAACGGGCCCUGCGCGUGUGCGGCUGCGACGCCUUCGUGGAAGAGAAGCAGCGCACGUUGCGAGAUGCCGUUGGCCACUUAAGCGGUGGUGAAGCUCAGCGGCUGGCACUGGCAAGCGUUGUCGCAGUCUUGCUCGCGCGCUCUCGAGUGGAGACGCUAAACGGCAUGCCAUUGCACGACAGUGACGUUGGCACGGCGGCAGCAGCUGCUGCGGUUGGCGGGUUGGUGCUUGACGAGCCGACGAGCAACCUCGAUGCCGCCAACGAGAAUCACCUUCUCGCUGCACUCGAAGCCUUGCAGGGAGGAGGCGGUGAAGCGGAUUCGGAGGCUGGGAGAGGGUUGCCCCUCUUUACAUGGAUGAUAUCGCACCGCAUGUCGUCGCUGCGCUCGGCGCAGCACAUGGUCGUCGUGGAGGACGGCCGUGUCACGGCGAGUGGACCCCCUGCAGAAGUAACGGAAGCAAACUUGUUCGCGAAGACACAGCUGCAGCUGCAGCAGCUCACGGAUGUAUGGGCGUCGGCGGGCGCCAACGCGGCUUCUUAG